AUGUUCGCAUCAAAAGCAAUCGGUAGCGUCGCUGUGUUUGGCUCUCUCACUUGUUUCCCUGGUAUCGGUGUUGAAGAGAUGAUUUAUGGGGAGCCAAACACAGCAAAGGAAGCCUAUCGGCCGUACCACUUCGGUGGUCAUACACUUUAA
Molecule: messenger RNA, 150 nt
Organism: Zychaea mexicana
Lineage: Eukaryota; Fungi; Mucoromycota; Mucoromycetes; Mucorales; Lichtheimiaceae
Exons: 2
Coding region: 1-150 (49 amino acids)
Source: RefSeq, a predicted model, not a curated record